Messenger RNA from Cyclocybe aegerita, 1767 nucleotides. The record is from the annotation of a GenBank genome assembly. NCBI's taxonomy places the organism in Eukaryota, Fungi, Basidiomycota, Agaricomycetes, Agaricales, Hemipholiotaceae.
AUGGGUCGCCUAAAAGUCAAAGGAAAGGCAGGUGCUGCCAAAAACUACACAACGCGCAGUGCAGCUGUGAAGAAACUGCAGUGCUCGCUUGCGGACUUCCGUCGACUGUGCAUUUUGAAGGGCAUCUUCCCUCGCGAACCCCGCAACAAAAAGAAGGCCAAUAAAGGGUCUUCUGCUCCAACAUCAUUUUACUACACCAAGGACAUUGCCUACCUUGCUCAUGAACCCAUUCUCAAGAAAUUGCGAGAGCAUAAGGCAUUCGCGAAGAAGAUCUCUCGUGCGCUUGGUAGAGGUGAAUGGGACAGUGCAAAGAGUCUGGAGGAGAAUAAGCCGCACUAUCGUCUGGAUCACAUCAUUAAAGAACGAUAUCCUACUUUCAUUGACGCUGUACGGGACAUCGACGAUGCGCUCUGCAUGGUUUUCCUUUUCUCGUCUCUACCCUCAACCUCCCGUCUCCCUCCUGAACUAGUUGAGAAUUUCUUUUUGUCUAUUAAAGGAGUUUAUUAUCAGGCCGAAGUCAUGGAUCAACCGGUUACAUGGCUAGUUCCGUAUCAGUUCACUCAGAACGUCCCCUCUGAUGUCGAUAUUCGCGUCAUGCUCACUUUCCUCGAGCUAUAUCAGACACUCCUGAGCUUUGUCUUCUUCAAACUUUAUUCAGACACGGGUCUGGUGUACCCGCCUCCACUAGACGCCAUCAAGGACGAAGGCGGUGCUGGAAUUAACGCUUUCAGUCUUCAGGAUAGCUCUCGCACAGCGCCCGCUCAGCAGGUCAAGACAGUCUCGGUAGACGGCCGGCAAGUAUCUGUGAAGGACAUCAGGCAGACCAUCAAGGCGAUUUCUGUGAACUCGGGUGCCGAUACCCCCGAUGUCGAAAUGCCAGAGACCCAAGAGGAUCAGCCGGAGGCCGAGGAGGAGUUUGUGGUUCACCAAUCUUCAACAAACACAGGAAACAACGCCUCGCUUCCAACCCUUCAAACUCUUUCAGCACUACCGCAAACACUCACCACCAAUCUAUUCGCGCCCUACACUUUUUUCCUAUCCAGAGAGACUUCGCGGCCCAUCUUCGAAUUUGUCAUACGGUCCUUUGGUGGUCGCAUAGGCUGGCCUGCGUCAUCUGGAGCCGGGUCACCCUUCGAUGAAAGCGACCCAAGGGUCACUCAUGUUAUCAUCGACCGACCGGUGGUCGCAAAGGAAGAGACGCCAGCUCAGCGCGAACUUCGUCUGCUACGAAAAUUCGUGCAGCCUCAGUGGGUCAUUGACUGCAUUAACGCAGGCAAGGUCCUUAUUGAGGAACCGUACUUGCAAGGGAAAACGCUUCCUCCUCAUAUAAGUCCCUUUGGAGAAUACGAAGGGGCCUACAAUCCUAUCAACGCCAUUGAUGCCAAAGACACUGCCGAUGUGCUUGAGCAGGCGACGGAUAGUGAGGAAGACGAGGCGAUGGAGGGUGACGACGCCGUUGCGGUUGCGGUUGCGAACGUCGAUCCUGCUGCUUUGCGAGCCGCUGAGCUUGCUGCCGAAGCUGCUGGUGUCGAUUAUGGGACUUUCGAGGCCAAAGUCAAGGAUGCCACGAAGAAGCAAGGCAAAAAGGCGUCAGCUACUGAGGACGACGCCGAAGGCGAUAUGAACAAGAUGAUGAUGAGCAACAAGCAGAAGAAAUUGUAUGAGAAGAUGAAAUACAGCCAGCGGAAAAAGGAAGCAGAGCGAACCACCCUGGAAGACAGGAAAAAGGAACUGGUAAAGCAAAGACGGAAAAAGACAACCAGUUGA